This is a messenger RNA of Xenopus laevis (African clawed frog), 1661 nucleotides long. It is a transcript of the gene flacc1.L, whose product is annotated as flagellum associated containing coiled-coil domains 1 L homeolog. The transcript has 15 exons. Bases 181 to 1533 code for a protein of 450 amino acids. NCBI's taxonomy places the organism in Eukaryota, Metazoa, Chordata, Amphibia, Anura, Pipidae. The record is from RefSeq and is a predicted model, not a curated record. Gene Ontology annotation, cellular component: cytoplasm.
AUCAGUAAACAGCCUGCCCUGGGUGUGUCUGUGUGUCCAGCCGAUUGAGGCCAUAUUGUUUCCAUGGUGCCAGGGCAACACUAGCUCCUGCCUGCUGAGGGAAUCACAAUUUGAAAGCCAAAGAUUGUUCACUGAACAUUACCAACUGCAAAAUGUGAUUUCAGUUAAGUACCACUGCCAAUGAAGAUGGCGUCCGAUUCACAUGCAGGGCUACAGCUGAGCUAUUCAUUCACUCCUUUACCCCAUUCACUGAAGCAGAACCAUGGAAUAACAGGUUCACAUGCCCAAGCUGGCACCAGGAGCUGCAAUAAGAAUCCCGUCAACUCAAGGGAGCCUCCUGGCCUGAGGAAUGAAUUGCAGUUCAGAGAAAAGCCACUUGCGAAUACGAAAAGACCAAGAAAGUGUGGAUCUGCAAGACCUACUGAAUCCAAAAUGCUCAACAGGGAGAACAAUAAAGUUAGUUGUGGUAAGGAGUAUCUGCUCAUAUCACCAGGAUACACAAUGAUCCGCUCAAAGGAUCAUAUUGAAGUCAUGCUGGAGGAAAGGCUCUUUAGAGACACUUUAUCUGCAGGCAUCAAGUCUCCUCCAGCGACCAGACAAACUGAAGAAGGAAGUAGCCGAGGAAGAGAACGAACAGUUAAGAAGAAAGAUUCUUGGCUGAUGAAUAGGCAAGAUAUUGUGGAAGAUUUGCAGGAACAAAUCGCCAAACUAACCUCACUACUGGAUCAAGAGACAAAAGAGCACAGAAACACAGAGAUUAGGCUGAAUAAGGAGAUAGAGGAGAUGGCUACUCAGCUGCAGAAGAAGAACGAGGAAGACAUUCGGAUUCUCCAGCAGAAGUAUUCUAAUGAUCUGCAAGCUCUUCAGGAACAAAGCAACUCCAGACUAGCUCAGGAAAAGGCAGAUGCUGAGCAGAGGUUAGAGGAGCUGCAGAAGGACUAUGAUUUCCUGAAAGGAUCCUUUAGUACUUAUAAGGAAAGCUUAUGUGAAGAGAUCAAUGAAUCCUGGGCACAAAAAGAGGUUACGUGGAAAGAAGCAUUUGAAGAAGAGAAAGUGAGAGCGCUAAGCAAGCAAAAGCAGGAAUUGCGAUAUCUCUUGGAGAACGAGAAAAAAGAAGUAUGGCGUCAAGCCCAGGAAGAACUGCAAAUGGUGCAGGAGAGCCACCAAAAGCAAGUCAAUGAAGUCUGGGGGAAAUAUAAAGAAGCCAAGCAGGAAUUCCACAAGCUGAAUAUAGUGAAAGAGAAUUUACAGGCAGAAAUCACUGAGAACAAAAGGAUCAUUUCUUCACAACAUCUGGAGGCCCAGAAAGUGCGGCGGGAAAGUGAGAUGUUGAAAAGCCAGCUGGAUCAUCUGAGAAAACAGUCUCACCUAAGAGCCAGCAAAGUGGAGGCUCAGUUCAAACAAAGAAUUAUUACUCUGACCAAUGAGAACUCAGAUUUAAGGAGAAGACUCAUUACAAAAAGCGAGCAGCUGUUCAAUGAAAGAAACAGAGAUGAUGUGGGGACAAUGUAUCUGAAUACAGCAGGAAACUGAAUGAAAGCAAAAUGGUCACUCUCACAGAGCAGCGUGGAUUAUGAGAAUCCAAAGGAAUGGUGUAAUAAAGCAAUACUUAGUUAUAUCACAUGUAUCAUCUGAUUAUAAAGAAGCAAUGUUACUCUGUA